This is a messenger RNA of Anopheles coluzzii, 2914 nucleotides long. RefSeq lists its product as uncharacterized. Lineage: Eukaryota; Metazoa; Arthropoda; Insecta; Diptera; Culicidae. The record is from RefSeq and is a predicted model, not a curated record. Bases 150 to 1766 code for a protein of 538 amino acids. The transcript is spliced from 2 exons.
AUCGAAACGAAAAAUAAAAGUGGUGUUCAUGCAGCCAGACACGAGAAUUAGAUAGUGAAAAUAGUUUAUAGUUUGCGUUUCCAAAUUGCCCUCGUCCUGCGGGGACUAUCAUUCCCGUUCGGCAGCUGGACGGCAUUGAAUCCGUAACAAUGGACAUCAACAGAAACAAUGCGUUUUUUGAAAAGUUGAAACAAAACGUUACGGAUUCGUUCGAUCGAUUGCGCAAAGCGAUUGAUCUGCGAGAGAAGCUGCUGCUGAGACAGCUGACCGUAGUGGUGCAACAGGCGCAGCACAUCACGUUCGAGUACGAUAGCAUCCGCUUUCUGGGGGACGGUGAGGAUGAGCUGGUCGGACGCAUCCGCACGUACGGCAGGUACAAUAUCGACAAUUUUAACGUAAUCCUCCAGAAGGAACCGUACGAGAACGAGGACUACAUUCUGCCUUCGAACGAUCACGAUCUGAUGCAUAAAAGCUGCCGCCAGGGUGCGGAUGACGAGCGCAAUCCCGAGAGCGAGGAGAUUGUGGUGGAGUUCUUCAACAAUCGCAGUCUUAUCAAGGACAGUGCCGAGAUGGUACGCGAAUCAAUUAUAAAUCUCACGUUGAGCGAGAGUCGUGAGCUGAUCGAUCGGACGAUUGGCAUGCCGAAACCGUUCCUGGAUGCAGCUACCGCCGACGAACCGACAAACGAUGGCCUAGAAACGUUGCGUGUGUGUAAAAUCGACCCAACAGCGCACCGAUUGUACAGGGGUCGUUGCUCCAUACCGGAUCUGCCGCCGCUCGAUUCGCUUUCCUUUCAAGGUGAACAGCAGCAGGACGAUGGUAGUAACAACAACCUGCAGGGAAGCGUUUCCAACGGCAACGCCAAACAUGGUCGCAAUGUGUCGCGUGAUGGGGAAAAGUUGAUUUCACUUUCGCUGCCGCCCCAGCGCAUGAUACCGAAAGCCUCGCAAACGGAUGGACUGCUUGUACCCAGCAAUACCACCACCAGCACCGAUUCCGAAGGAAACGUUCACGAGUCGUCUGCCGCCUGCAAAGCGGCGGUCGACAAGCGUAUGAAAAACGUAAAUCACGUUACGAUGAACAGCUGUGGCAGUACGAUAAAUCUUAAGAACGUCACCAAUCUGACGAUCAACUCCUGUUCGGAGCGACCCCAAAUGAGGGAAAAGGAACACGCGGUACCGAAGACUUCGGGCGCGGAUCAGGGACCUUCCGAGGAAGGCAGUCCGGAGUGUGGAUUCUACAAGCGGCUCAUAACGGAGAACAAAAUCCUACGCAACCAUAUACUAAAGACGAAGCUGGGCGGUGGGACGGGUUGCGGAAGCGUAAAAUCACAGCCUGCCGUGAUGAGUUCGUCCGUCUCGGACCGCUCACUAUCGUCUGCGACCGAUGAAACGCUUUCCAACUCGAAACAACCGUCCAACGAAACGGCGGACGGCGUCUCGAAUAGCAGCAGCAGCAGCAGCAGCAUCGUCGCCCCAAGUGGUCCAGCCGAGCCGGAAACGAACCUCAACAUUCCACUGUCAGAGCAGGAACUACGGCAGAUGCUGGACAUGCCUUCCUCGAUGUGCGAGAAGAGCCUUUCGUUUGUGUUGGGCGAGCUGUACGGCAUGCCUAGCGGGUUGGCCACACUAGCGAAUGCCGGGGCGGGCAAAACGAAGGAACACACGAUGCAGAUUCAGCAGUGGCUGAAGCAAAUAAUCUCCGAAGCCGAAACGGAACCGUUUCAAAAUGCGGAAAUGCUAGAGUUUAGCAAAAUUCACGAUUAGGAUUAUUAGGAAGAGAAGGAGCGUUUCGUGAAAAUCAUCCUGUCGGUAAAUGUUCCAUACAAGUGUUUUUACCUUUAUUAUCUGUGCGAUUACAGUUGCUGAUGAUUAUUGUCUGUGAUUAUUUAGGUUCGAUAUAGAUUUGGGUUAGAGAGUGAGGAAAAACUGAUUAGGGUUGGGAGGGAAUGUCUUUCGAUAUUCACCAACCGUGCGCCCUCGUCAAGAGUUUGAAUUUUCCUUUUAAAAUGCUGAUACAACGAUUUCAUUACCCUUUUCACUGCUAUUAUUUGCACAUAUUUUGCUAUGGGUGUAGGUUUGAUAGAUGUGUCUCUGUGGUUUGUUUUCUAUGAUUUUCUUCUUCUUUUCUUAAAUAUUUACUAAACUAUCGAUUAGUUUGUAUUGCUGGGUUCACUUAACAGGGUGUAAUGAAUUAAUUUUCCUUUGUUUUUCCCACCCAGAGGUAUCUUAUGCCCAUUGUCCACAUUCCAUUGUUCGAUGUACGAAACCAUCCUCCCUCCCUUCCCCUCCUUCAAAUCCUUUUUCGAUUGCGUGUGUGUGUGUGCCAUUGUGAGCGACGAAAAGGUACUUAGCUGUAACGUAGUACUUGAUAGACUGCUUUUCUCACGAGUUUCGAGAAUCGUGGCCUGGUGCGAUAAAUAGUCAUAAGUAUUUAGUAGCUGGCAAAGAUAGCAAAGAUCAGCUUCAAACGGAGUCAUCGGAAGCAAAGCGACAGCACACUCGUCUAGGUAAUAGUACGCGAUUCAUGUUAGUAAUACUGUGUGGAGUGUUUUGUACGUUUUAAAUGUAGUGUGGUAUAUAAGGAACAAUUUAAACAUAACAUUGCGCCGGUUUCCUAAUUCAACCGUACAUGCAUUGCUGCAUUGAACUCACAUUUUAACAAUUUCUCGCUUGAUCCGCGGUUUGCAAACGUAUCUCCAAGUAUCUGCAAGUUUUUCAAGGGUAAAUAUAAAUCAUACGUUUUGCAUUAAUGAUACAACAUUGGUACUUAUGGCAAACAAAUGAUAAAUAGAAAAAAAAGUAAGUGUCUCAAUGAAAUAUGUCUUUUCGAUUGACGCUUUGUCAGAGACGGUAGCGCAAUGGCGUUUCCAGCAUAAAGCUUCUUUUGUUAAAUAAAUAUUUAUAAUUACUGG